AUGGAUUACGGAUCUGCUCAAGCUAAAGAUUUCUCUUAUUCAUUUUGCUUAACAAAAGACUUAGAACUCCCUCUCACUGUGCGAAUUCUUGAGGGCAUUCGUGAUAAGAAAUCUUUUACCACUAUACUUAGUGAUCCGUCUCUCAAAUUUACGGGUGUGCAAACAAGCAACUUUUCUGAUUUAUAUGUGAGCAUUCAACUAUACGGUGACAACAAGCCGCUUACUGUUCCAAUUAGGACUUCAUACAAAUCAUUCAAGAAUAAUUGGAUUUGGAACGAAUGGCUCACAAUUCCCGUGAAGUAUCGUGAUCUUCCCGUUACUUCUCAAUUAGCAUUAACAGUGUGGGAUGUUUACGGUCCGCGCAAGGUAGUCCCAGUGGGUGGCACCACUUUUCGCCUUUUUGGAAAGCACAAUACUUUGCGAAAAGGCAAACAUAAAUUGUAUCUUUGGCCAGAUGUGGAAGCUGAUGGUUGUGUGCGUACAACCACGCCCAGUAAGGUUGGUGACAAAACUGAAAUGGAUCGAUUGGAAAAGUUGGUUAAGAGAUAUGAAAGGAAUGAUAUGGCGAAGUUAGAAUGGCUUGAUAAUCUUGCAUUCCGUCAAAUUGAGAAAGUACAUAAGCAAGAAUCAUCAAAAUCAAAAAACUUAUAUUUGUAUAUCGAUUUGCCAAAAUUUGACUUUCCAGUAGUGUUUAGUGAACCUGAUUAUCCACUGCCAAGCAUCACACAGCCACCAGUAGCAAACAAUGGUCAUGGGCAGAUUAAUACAGUCACAACUUCGAGUGACCCGAACAUAAUUCUCAUUGUUGAUCCAGAGAUUACACGUGAAAAUCCAGUAGAGGCAAAACAUAGACGUUUGGUGAGAAGCCAUCGUAAUGGGCCAUUUGAUCGUGAUAUGAAACCAAAUGCGAAAAUUCGAGAUGAAUUAAAUGGGAUAUUGAAAUAUCCUCCAACACAACCCCUUACCUCGGAAGAAAAAGAUCUGCUCUGGAAAUUCAGAUUUUAUCUUACUCGUGAGAAAAAA
This is a messenger RNA of Racocetra persica, 1023 nucleotides long. NCBI's taxonomy places the organism in Eukaryota, Fungi, Glomeromycota, Glomeromycetes, Diversisporales, Gigasporaceae. The record is from the annotation of a GenBank genome assembly.